AAAAGGGUUUUAUUUUUAUUUUACGGAAAAUGGGAGAUUCCGAUUCGAACGAGGUCCUGAUCGAGGAGAUAGACAGCAACGAUGUGCCGGAGAACGAGCUGGAGCAGUUCCAGGAGACGGAGCCGCUGCGCGUGGUGGACAUCAUCGAUUGCGACGCGGAAGGCGGCGAGCGGCGGAGUUUCGAGGCGGACGAGGAGGAGGGAGCCCUAAUCAAGCGCUAUGUGCAGGGUGUCCAGUGCCUGGAGUUCCCAGACUUUUGCACCAAGCUGGAGGCCAGCGACGAGGACGAGGAGGAGGAGCCCCUGGAGGCGACAACCGCCUCCGGGAACGUGGAACUGCCCAGCACUUCGGCACAGGCCAAAGCUCCCCAAGAACAAUCUUCUGGAAGUGGUCGUUCCGGCGGAGGAGGCGGUGGCUUCCGCAAGAGCCAGCUGAGCACCGCCCUCCAGGGACUCAUGGGCGAGGCCAACCUGAGCUUCGUCUACGGGCGCUUUGAAACGGCUGAACGCAUCUGCAUGGAGAUCAUCCGACAGAAUCCACUGGCCAGCGAACCCUUCUACACGCUGGCCGAGAUCUACGAGAAUCGCGACGAGGUCAAGUUCCUGAACUUUUCAACGCUAGCCGCGCAUUUGAAUCCCCAGGAUCGGGACAUGUGGAUCAGGGUCUCCGAUCUGCUCGUCCAGCAGGGAAAUCUCGCUCGUGCCCGCUUGAUUUACACCAAGGCCAUUAAGAUGCUGCCCAAGGUGUAUCAAUUGAGGCUGCGGAAGGCGCAGCUGCUGCAGAAAAUGGGCGAAACGAAUGCCUCGAUGUUUACUUACUUAAAAAUGCUGCCUUUAAUGCCGCCGGAUGAGUGGAAGAUGUGUUUGAAUACAGCCAAGAAUGUGGCUCGCUACUUUCAUGUGCUGGAGAAGCACACGCUCGCUUUGGAGGCCAUGGAGGGGGCUUACACCGUUUGCGGUGGCCGCUUCACCCUCGAAGAUAUCAAUAUCUAUUUGGAACUCCUCAUCCUAAACAAGCAAUAUGCCAAAGUUUUGCGCUGCCUGCGCGAGCGCACCAACUUUGAGCUGGAGAACGACCAGGAGGAGAGCCUGGAGCUCAUAUAUUUCUGUGAAAUACCCGACGACUAUGUGCCCGAGCUGAGGGCCAAACUCUGCGUCAGUCUCAUCCACAUGAGGGCUCAUCAUUUACUCGGUUAUCUUAUACAAAAUGUCCAAGAGCACAUUGCGCUAACCACUGAUCGCGUGGAACUCUAUAUGGACAUCACGGAGGCGCUGAUGCAGGAGCACAAGUACGCCGAGGCCAUUGCUUUGAUGAGUCCCAUCACCGAUGGCGACACCGUCGAGUGCCCCGCUUUCGUGUGGCUGCGGCAAGCGGAGUGCCUGCGCCAGUUGAAUCGCACCAAUGAGGCGAUACAGAGUUAUGAGAGGGUCGUCCAGCUGGCUCCCUUUUGCUACGAUGCGAGGUUUACUCUCUCUGCGCUGCUUAAACAGCAGGGGCGUCACGAGGAGGCCGUCCAGGCACUGGAGCAGCCUGGCGAGGCGGAGGGCCAGCCGCUGAUUGCCCGCCUGCUGUACGAGCGCUGUAUAAUGCUGCAGCAGAUCGGGCGCAUCGAGGAGUUCCUGGACGUGGGCUAUGCCCUACUCAGUCGCCACUCCAUCAAGCUGUACAAUCGCGAGGAGAUGAUGGCCGCUGCCAAUGGAGGCAGUGCCUACAACUCAGAGAGCUUGAAGACCAUCAUUCAGAUGCGCAGCAAGGCGGUGGAUAGCUCAGCGGAGCAGGAUUUACAGGAUCCUGGGAAGAACGCCGCCACCGAGGCCUCCGAUCUGACCGUCAAGGAUGAGUUUAACCUUUUCCAGGAGCUCGUGCGCACGGCCUUCAAGCACGGCAUGCACAGCGCCGCCGAGAAGAUCUGCUUUGCCAUGGUCACGACCAAGAGAUUCACCUACUACCAUCACGAGAUCGAAAGGAUUAUGGUGCUGACCUGCUACUACAACGACGACUGUGCGAUAGCCUUCUCCUAUCUGCGCGAGCUGAUCGCCAAGCAGCCCAGCCAGACGACGCUGUGGAACAUGCUCUCGCUGAUGAUCCAAAAGGGCGACGAGGUGCGCUACUAUCGCUACAUGCGGCGUCUGAUGCAACGCCAUCCGGUGGACACCAAACCGAUGAGGAUAUUCCAGGGUCACUAUCAUUUGAACUGCGCUUCAUUCAAGUAUGCUUUGAAUAUUUACAUGCCCAUUCUGCGCGAGAAUCCCGAUGCCCUGGUGGCUCUCUGCAUAGCUGUGGCCUUUAAUCAACUUUCGCUGCAAAAGAAGGUGCUGCGCAAGUCGGCCUCGGUGGCCCAGGCGGUGGCCUUCGCCCAGCGCUACAAGGAGCUGCGAUCGGCGGGUCAGGACUUCGUCGAUUGCCCCGCCCAGCAGGAGAUCUUCUACAACAUCGGGAGGAUCUACCACCAGGCGAAUAUCCUGCACCUGGCCGUCGAGUACUAUGAAAAGGCUUUGGCCGUGCCCGUUCAUCCGCUGAUUGCCGAGCACGAAUCCACAUUGGGUCUGCAGCACGAGGUGGCCUUCAACCUGCACCUGAUCUACCGGGCGCAUGGGAACAAGUGGAAGGCGCGACAGUACCUGAUGCGUUACUGUGUGGUCUAA
Molecule: messenger RNA, 2645 nt
Organism: Drosophila takahashii
Lineage: Eukaryota; Metazoa; Arthropoda; Insecta; Diptera; Drosophilidae
Product: general transcription factor 3C polypeptide 3
Biological process (GO): transcription by RNA polymerase III
Cellular component (GO): transcription factor TFIIIC complex
Molecular function (GO): protein binding
Source: RefSeq, a predicted model, not a curated record